Messenger RNA from Penicillium macrosclerotiorum, 960 nucleotides. RefSeq names its product alpha/beta hydrolase. The record is from RefSeq and is a predicted model, not a curated record. NCBI's taxonomy places the organism in Eukaryota, Fungi, Ascomycota, Eurotiomycetes, Eurotiales, Aspergillaceae. The transcript has a single exon. Gene Ontology annotation, molecular function: hydrolase activity. The coding region runs from base 1 to 960 and encodes 319 amino acids.
AUGCCUCUUAAAAUGGAUCCAGAAUGGCGAAAAGCCAUGGAGCCGUUCUUCGCCAACUCGGCAGCGAAUCCCCGACCCCCAAUAACGGAUCCUUUGGAGAUGCGACCGGUUGUGGAAGCGAGCCUCCGAAACUGCCUGUCCGUGCUUCCUGAAUACCCGGAUGUUGAGCAGGAAGUACACCAUAUCACCUCGUAUGACGGGGCAUCCAUUCCGGUGUACCGAUUCUGGAAGAAGGGCGAUGCAUCAAAGCUCGGGCCAGCCAUUGUCCACGCCCACGGCGGCGGGAACAUCCUGGGGGAUGUGCAAAUGCAUGGGACCUACCUGGCGCAGCAGAUCCACCAACACGGGGUCCAACUUUUCUCGGUCGAGUUUCGGCUCGCGCCGGAGCACCCUUUCCCCACGCCAGUGGAGGAUUGCUAUGCCGCCUUGGCUUGGGUCAAUAAGCACGCGGACCAGUUCGCCAUUGACCCUCACCGCAUCGGAGUGAUGGGCGAAAGCGGCGGGGGCAACCUGGCCGCCGGUAUGACCCUGAUGGCUCGCGACCGAGGCCUGUCGCCCCCUGUGGCGAAGCAAUUUCUCAUUUAUCCUAUGUUGGACGACCGCAAUACGGGCCCGUGUCCAGCCUUGAAGGAUUUGUUGAUGUGGACUCCAGAGUCGAGCAUCGUGGUCUGGGGGACUUACCUGGGUGCGAACUUUGGCACUGAUCACGUCUCGCAGUAUGCUGCGCCUGCCAGGGCCGCCAGCGUGGAGGGCCUGCCCCCGACAUAUAUGGAACUUAGUAACUUGGAUAUCUUCCGCGACGAAGGGCUCAAGUACGCCUCACGCAUCGCCGCGGCCAACAUCGAAGUCGAAAUCCAUGUGUAUCCUGGCCUGCCGCAUGGGUAUGACAUCUUUGCACCUCUUUGUGCGCCUUCGCAGCGGGCGAUCUCAGAUCGUGUGCGGGCGGUCUCAACCUUGUAG